Ogataea polymorpha is the source of this 1487-nucleotide messenger RNA. RefSeq lists its product as uncharacterized. Gene Ontology annotation, molecular function: transmembrane transporter activity. Gene Ontology annotation, cellular component: fungal-type vacuole membrane. The record is from RefSeq and is a predicted model, not a curated record. Lineage: Eukaryota; Fungi; Ascomycota; Pichiomycetes; Pichiales; Pichiaceae. Gene Ontology annotation, biological process: transmembrane transport. The transcript is spliced from 2 exons. The coding region runs from base 9 to 1487 and encodes 492 amino acids.
AUUGAGCCAUGUAUUUUUUUGAAACACCCACCAAAAAGAGAAUCGCCCAGGUGGCAUGCGCUGUGAUAUGGUGUCUCUUUGGAGCGGGCCCAAUCUUCGGUUUUGCCGCUCUCAAGCCGGUUCUCGUCGACCAGAAAGUCUACGAGGACGUAUGCAACCUAAGUUCCCAGGAUUACCUAGCCGAGGGCUUCAUACCGAAUUGCACAGAACAGGAUCUCAAGCUGAACAUGAUGUUCACUACCGGCGCGGUUCUGACCAACGUCAGUGCGCUUUUGAUUGGCAGAACGCUGGAUAUAUACGGCCCUAGAGUGUGCGGACUGAUAGGCGCAACAUCCAUGCUUUUUGCCUCUUUAGUGUUCAUCUACUCCAAAUCCAUCACCUGGUUUGACCCUUACCUGGUGGGAUACGCGGCAAUGGCGCUGGGCGGCCCAUUUUCCUUUAUCUCGAGCUUCCAGCUAUCUAACGCAUUUCCUGAAAAAUCUGGAUUAAUUCUUGCACUUUUGACCGGAGCCUUUGACACCUCCUCUGCUGUGUUUUUGGUGUACAAAUUUGCGUACACGAGAUGGCCAGAGGCCCUGAAAAUCGAAACUUUCUACAAAAUGUACCUCGUGAUCCCGCUCUUUAUCGUUCUGGCGGAGAUCUUCAUCAUGCCAAACGAGUCUUAUCUGACACCGCCAGCUCUGGAGCGCGAGGACUCACUGCACGAGGUGAACGAGAACACGCAUCUUCUGGCAGUUCAAGGAGCAGCCAAAAGACGGUCCUCGCUAGGAGAGGCAUACAGAUCGGCCUAUGUGGAGGAGGAGCUUGAAGAAGUCACAACCCCAACGCCCAACUCUGUCUUCGGAAUCCUGCACGGUUACCCUUCCUCCUACCAGUUCAGAACAUACUGGUUCCUGCUAAUUUGUCUUUUUGCAACCAUCCAGAUGCUCAGACUGAAUUAUUUUGUUGCAACCGUUAAUUCGCAGUACACAUAUUUGCUUGGCUCAUACGAAAAGUCUGCCAAGCUGAACAAAGUCUUUGACAUUGCGCUGCCUCUCGGCGGCGUGCUCUCAAUCCCUGUUAUUGGACGCAUCUUGGACGGCUGCUCGACCUCGCUCGUGAUGUUUAUUCUGCUUGCAGUGUCCAUUUUGAUCGGUGUGCUCAAUUGCAUCAAAAACUCUUUUGUGGCCGGAGUUAUCAAUGUUCUCAUCUUUGUGUGCUACAGGCCAUUCUUCUACACCUCCAUAUCGGACUACUGCGCCAAAGUGUUUGGUUUCGAGACUUUUGGAACGGUGUACGGUUCAGUCAUGACCAUCUCUGGUAUAUUCAACUUCCUGCAGUCUCCAUUAGACAGACUCACGCACACGGUGUUCAGGAUGAACCCCAUUCCGCUAAAUCUGCUGCUUCUAUUCAUCACAUUAGUCAUUGGUGGCACGCAUGUGGUCUACGUGCAUGUGCAGAGCAAGGCGUACAAUAAGAAAAGAAGAGCACAUAACUUAAGACGUUGA